AUGGAAAACACGGUUCAACAGGGAUUCAUUUGUCCAUUUUGUCUAUUGGACUGCGGAAACGUCACAAGUUUGAUUCAACAUGUUGACGAGGACCAUCAGGAAGAAGAGGAUAGCCGAGAUUUCACCGAUAGCGUUCGCCAGAAUUUUAAAGGGCUUGUUGACAAAGCAAAACGUGGAAUAAAAAAAUUGGAUGCGAAAAUGAGCCUGACCGACAUUGCUAAUCUCGUUAAUUUAAAAUUUGUGGCUAGUGAGAAAAUAGCUGAACAUGCACCGAAAAUAAUCCCAAAACAGCCGAUACCACUUCCGCCAGAUGUUAUUCCAUUAGGAAUCCGGAGAUCAUAUACCGAUGAAUUCCGAAAGUAUCGUGAAGAAUCUAUUAACGAAAUUGCGAAUCGAACUAAUAUGCUGAUUAUACGAUUGGAUCGUUUAAUACAUCACUCUCCGAAAGACCCCAAUAAACGGCGGGAAUUUGAGCGUGAAAUUGUUCCAUGGUUAGACGACUACGAUGUUGUAUGUUGUCCAUUAUGAAAACUAACUAAUCCGGCUCUCGCACAUGAAAUGCUUGAAGCUGCUGCUGCAACAGCAAAUUCGCUUAGCAGUUUUAGCGAGAACGAGCCAAUUUCAACAAGUGGAAAACGAAAGCUAUUCGCUUUGACCCAGAAUUCGAUGGAUCGAAUGAAAAGUUUGAUUGGUGGCGCUGUGAGCAAAGUGCAAACAGUUGCUGUUAAUGCAGCUGGCGACGAAGGAAGUGUCAGCUCGUUGCUUCUUCAGGAUGAAAAGGAGUGUUUGCGCGUCUGCGGUUCUUGUCUCAAUGAUCUCAAACGUCGAGAAUCGAUGAUGGAACAAGGAAAAGCGCCGGCUAUUGUCGAGCAAUACAAGCGACUCCGUGCCCUCAUGGAAGAAAUCCAGAAUCUUGUACCUACAUAUGUCAGAAUUGCCAAUAGUGUAUAUAAUGGCGAAACGAUGUAUUCGCUGAAAUCGGCAGAAGACAUGCGGCAAAAAUGUCUGGAAAAGCAAAGAGAUGUCGAUUUACUGAGCAAGAAAAUAGCAGAAGAAUAUGAUGAGGAAAGAAUUGGUCUCAGAGAGCAGCAAAUGAGAAAAAACAUUCGAUCGACAACACUGCACGUUUUACAGAAUCUUGUCGGACAAACUACAUCCCUUCCCAGUGCAGAGGAAUACAAUGUUCUCGUAGAACAUCAUAAGAAAGAUGUUGCUCGACAAGUUGCUCGUGAGCGUGAACGAGCUCUUCUUACUGAUCGAUCAUUAAAGGUGUCGACCUCAAUGCCACAAAUGACAACGAAUAACGACGAACAAAGAGCAGAUGAUGGAUGGGUGCCAAAACAGAUCUCAGGAAUUAAUCCAUUUUUGGAUGAGGAUGAUCCUCAUCCAUUGUAUGUUCAAAGAGACGCCGUCAAAGGAUAUUUGUUUGAAGCUGCAAAUGCUGGAAAACUUGAUGAAGUUGAAAUGUUGGAAAGAAGUUUGCGCGAAAUUGAGGAUGAAUUGGUGGCUUUGGGCCUCGAAACACCACGCUAA
Caenorhabditis bovis is the source of this 1533-nucleotide messenger RNA. The record is from the annotation of a GenBank genome assembly. Lineage: Eukaryota; Metazoa; Nematoda; Chromadorea; Rhabditida; Rhabditidae.